CUCUCUCUCUCUCAUCCACACACACAGAAACAGUGAUCAGUACACGCAUAAGCAUAAAAAUGGCAGCCACAGCUAAUUCUCAAAUAAUUAGUUCCACCACUGAAAAUUCAUUCGUUAAAGCGCUUGCCGAAUCUUCCACACUCAAAUCCAUCCCUACCGAAUUCACUUUCCCCAAUGAUUACACAUGCUCAAACCCUAAUUCACUCCCCACCGUUGAUUUCUCCCUUCUCAUCUCCCCCGAUCCCGAUCAACGCUCCAAAACUCUCCACGAACUCGCCGGCGCUUGUGAACAAUGGGGAUUCUUUGUUCUGGUGAACCAUGGAAUACCGGAGAGUGUGCUGAAAGGUGCGAUAUCGGCGAGUUUGGAGUAUUUUGAUUUGCCGGCGGAGGAGAAGCGGCGGUACGAGGCGAAGAGUCCGUCGGAUCCGAUCAAAUCUGGAAGCGGCAGCGUGAUCAAUACUAACAACCACAGAAUUCACCUGUGGAGGGAUUACGUCAAGUCCUAUGUUCACCCUCAAUUCCACUGUCCACAUCAACCCACUAAUUUAAGGGACACCGUAUAUGAAUUUUCUGAAAAGAGUCGAAAAGUGGCAAGAACAUUGCUGCAGGGGAUCGGAGAAAACCUAGGCCUGGAAAAGGGGUACAUUGAUGAAGCUUUAAAGCUCGACACGUGUUUUCAGUUAUACGCGGCGAAUUAUUACCCGCCUUGCCCUCAGCCCGAUCAAGCGAUCGGAAUUCCGCCACACACCGAUCACGGGCUUUUGACUUUUUUGAUACAUAAUGGAGUCGCCGGUCUGCAGAUACAACACAAUGGAGAAUGGUUCGACACAAAUUCCCCUCCUAAUUCCAUUCUCGUUAACACCGGCGAUCAUCUUGAGAUAUUUAGCAACGGGAGAUACAAGAGUGUGAAACACAGAGCUGUGGUGAAUACUGAAGCGACAAGGAUAUCGGUCGUUCUGUCAAACGGUGCAGCACCGGAUGCGGUUGUGGGCCCAGCCCGAGAGCUGGUUGAAAGAGAUGGCCGUGCAUUAUACCACUCCAUGAAAUUUAUCGACUAUGUCGAAACAAUGACCAGCAAUCUUCGUAUGGGUAAAACUAGCUUGGAUUGCAUCAAAAUCCAGGAUGAAUAAACGAGUCUGUUGAAUAAUCGCCAUUGUUAUCAGGAUUAUUAUGAUAUAUAAUUAUAAGUUCGCUAUAUAUAUGUUUAAUUUAAUUAGCACCAGCUGGAGUUUAUUCACUGGGGUGUAAUGUAUUAAGUGAUAUAUAAUUAUAUGUAUACUUGUCCGUUCCUUUUUAUAUUUAAAGAAAAAUAAAAUCAGAAUUUAUGUAAC
Erythranthe guttata (spotted monkey flower) is the source of this 1331-nucleotide messenger RNA. RefSeq names its product 2-oxoglutarate-dependent dioxygenase 19. The record is from RefSeq and is a predicted model, not a curated record. NCBI's taxonomy places the organism in Eukaryota, Viridiplantae, Streptophyta, Magnoliopsida, Lamiales, Phrymaceae.